GGGGAGGGGCUUACGAUUGAAAAAGGGACAGCCGAAAGAGAAUCCAUUUAUAAUGAGGGAGCAAUCUGAGAACAAGAGCAAGAGUGCCAAGCCUAAAACAGGCACAAAGGAGAAGAAGAAAAGUGAGUUUGAGUUCUGCAAGGUUUGCAAAAUAAAUCAUGACCAAGGUCUUCGCCACAAGUAUUUCCCUAAGCACAAACAAUCCCUUUCCACCUUCCUCUCUCGCUUCAAAAACAAACUCUCCGAUGUUCGCUUCUUCCUCAAAACACCUUCUCCUCUUACUCCUCAACUUGCUUCCGGCAAUCGCUUCUGGUGUGUUUUCUGUGACCAAGAUAUCGAUGAGCACUCCAGUUCUUUUGCCUGUGAAAAUGCGAUUCGUCACCUAGCAAGUGUAGAACAUGUGAAUAAUUUGAAGCACUUCUUUUGGAAAUAUGGUGGCACAGUGGAUCAGCUGGAUGUGUUUACAGUUUCUCAUAAUGACGUUGCAAAGUGGGACAAGAGGUGCGCAAACCUUAAAAAAGAAGCUUCAUUGCAAAGUGAGGAAAGUCCUGGAGCAGUUUUUGGACCUUCAAGUGAUAUCCAUAAUCAAUCGAACAAUGAAAAUAUUGAUAGUUUUAAAAAUAAUAUUUAUUCCAAUUCUGUGAACUCGAAUGUUGUUUUGCCUUUACACUGCUACACAAAUGAGUAUCAGGUAUCCUCUUCAGGUCACUCUGGAGUUGGAAAUACCGGCCUUUUAGAUAUUGGUAAAUCUUCUUUACCUUCGGAAGCAUGCUCCAGUGCGAAUACCCUUGCUUUGCAGGAUUUUGCAGCUGAACGGAGAAGUCACAAACUCCCUUAUAAUAGUGGACAAUGGUCAAGUGAUGGAUACUCAUAUAAUAAAGCGGUAAGUCUAUGUGUUGGGGGGAAGAGGGGAGGGUUUCUUAUGCUUUGACUCUUCUGCUUGAGAAUCUAACUAUUGAGUUUCAGACUUUCAGCAAUUGUUGGUUGAUGAUUUCAUUGGUUUGUAAGAUCAAUGUAUCUAAAGUUUUUCCUAAAGUUAUCUAAAAUUUUCUUGUCUUCAUGAUCAAGGAUUAUAGUUUGCUUCUCGCAAUGCAUGCUUGUAUAUUUUAUAAUCUCUAAUUUCUAUUUUCACAUUAUUCUGAUUGUUGCUCCCCUCUUGCUCUGUAGCUUUCUAAUGUCUAAUUUAAACACUGAUAAAGGCAUUGCAUUUCUUAUGAAUAUAGCAGGUUCUUGAUAAUGGUAAAGUGGUCAGCGGAGAGAGUGGUCCGCAAGGUGUUCAUCUAUCUAUAACUAUAUAUUUUUCUUAAGUUCUUAUAAUUCUAUAAAGUUGGGGAGCAUGUGCCAAUUGAAUAUGUAAUUUUUCAUAGCACUAUUGCAUUUGCACCUAUGUGCAAAAUAUUUGAAGACUUGAAUGCAGAAAAAAAAGUUCUCUGUGGCAUUAUGACUUGCUCUUAGAUAGAUAACAUUGAGGAGGCUGUGAAUGUGAUGGUAAACUAGUGUGCAUGAUGCAUUGUCUACUAAUGACUCUGCAUUUUCAGGUAUACAAAUGCUCACUCGGAUUUCUUUUGUGCCUGCUGAAAAUGGUGGUGGAAAUGUUCAUUCUGGAGCACCUCCGCCUUGGUUUGAAACAACUGAGGGAGUUCAGAUGCAUCCGAAGCCUGUUUUAGGAGACCUUGUCUCCCAUUCAAACAAGUCAGGGAAGCACAAAAAGUUGAAUCCUAAACGCGUUGGAGCUGCUUGGGCAGAAAAGAGAAAGAUUGAAAUGGAGAUGGAAAAGAGGGGAGAGACUGUGAGGAACGAAUGUGAUGCCAGCUGGCUUCCUAAUUUUGGUAGAGUCUGGCAAUCUGGCAGCAGAAGAGAAUCCAGAAAAGAAUUUGAAAAGGAGAAACAAGAGUUGUCAAAUGUUGAAGCUCAACCUAAGAUGCCAAUCAAG
Medicago truncatula (barrel medic) is the source of this 1933-nucleotide messenger RNA. RefSeq names its product TITAN-like protein. Bases 53 to 931 code for a protein of 292 amino acids. The record is from RefSeq and is a predicted model, not a curated record. The transcript is spliced from 5 exons. NCBI's taxonomy places the organism in Eukaryota, Viridiplantae, Streptophyta, Magnoliopsida, Fabales, Fabaceae.